Toxotes jaculatrix (banded archerfish) is the source of this 1196-nucleotide messenger RNA. RefSeq names its product LysM, putative peptidoglycan-binding, domain containing 3 (gene lysmd3). Gene Ontology annotation, cellular component: Golgi apparatus. NCBI's taxonomy places the organism in Eukaryota, Metazoa, Chordata, Actinopteri, Toxotidae. The record is from RefSeq and is a predicted model, not a curated record. The transcript has 3 exons. Bases 153 to 1124 code for a protein of 323 amino acids. Gene Ontology annotation, biological process: Golgi organization.
GUGGCGUGAGGGUAGCGGUAGCAGUUCAACAGUAGCUAGCAGGUAGAAAAUAAACGAACGGAAAGGUGAGAGCGAAGAUAAUCCUCUGGGAGAAGGAUGGAUGUUAUUAAGGACAACUGAUCGAUCGGUGUCCACUUUUCAGUGAAGAAAAAAUGUCCAGUAGAAGUCAGCACUAUGGGUUUCAGUCAGCCACCAUGGUGCAGCCUGCCAAUGGCGGUCAUGCCUAUCUCUUUGGAAACAAUGGCUCAGAGAAUGACCUGUCAGAGGAGGAUGGGGAGAUCUAUGAGCUGCGGCCUCGUGGCAGAGAGAGGCUGCGGAGGAGCACCUCCAGAGAGAGGAUGGACGAUAUUAUCUACCUGACCAGAGAUAUCCAGGAGGGUGACACUCUCAACAGCAUUGCCCUGCAGUACCAUUGCUCAGUGGCUGACAUUAAGCGUGCCAACAACCUCUUGACAGAGCAGGACUUUUUUGCCCUGCGUUCAGUCAAGAUUCCUGUGAGGCGCUUCAGCAUGCUCACUGAGACUCACAGCACUGGAUCUCUUAAAUCUGCCUCCCCCUCAGGUGCCAGGCGCCUGCCUCAGAUCUCACCCAUUACCUCCCUCCCCUCUGAGUCCUCCACAGAUUCGUCUUCUUCUACUGACAGUGUGGAAGGAUUCCUCUUGGAAAAAGACAAGGACAUUGAGCGGCUAGUGAAAUCCACAGGCCCAUCUCGGAGCAGCCUGAAUGAGGUUGUUUCCUCCUUAACACUGCAGCAGCAGCAGCAGCAGCCACUGUUAGCAGAAGUAGAGUAUAAACCAGCGCAGAGAAAGGACCCUUAUUAUGGGGCUGACUGGGGCAUGAGAUGGUGGACAGCAGUGGCCAUCAUGCUGGUUGUUGGUAUCGUCACGCCUGUGUUUUAUCUGCUGUACUAUGAGGUUCUCGUGAAAGCUGACGUCAGCCAUCAUGGCAUUCCCACACAAGCUCCUGACAACGUACUUCAUAAUUUGGAACUUCACGCUGGAGAAGACAAGCUUGCAGAGGCUGGACCUUUACGUCCCGCUGUAAAUGCAGCUGUUGGAGAUCCACAGGGACCCGGUAUGGACAAAGCAGGGAACAGUGAACACGGAGGGCAUGAGAAAACAUAGCAAGGGAUUUUUAACUUUUACAAAAUUUGUUGCUAACUCAGAGACCUAAUAAAACUGGGUGGAUGCUCCCGU